Lagenorhynchus albirostris (white-beaked dolphin) is the source of this 4152-nucleotide messenger RNA. RefSeq names its product gap junction protein alpha 1 (gene GJA1). Lineage: Eukaryota; Metazoa; Chordata; Mammalia; Artiodactyla; Delphinidae. The transcript has 2 exons. Gene Ontology annotation, cellular component: connexin complex. Gene Ontology annotation, biological process: cell-cell signaling; heart development. Bases 215 to 1360 code for a protein of 381 amino acids. Gene Ontology annotation, molecular function: transmembrane transporter activity. The record is from RefSeq and is a predicted model, not a curated record.
AGUAAGAAAAAAGCUUUUAUGAGGUAUCAGCACUUUUCUUUCAUUAGGGGGAAGGAGUGAGGAAAGUACCAAAUAGCUGAAGACUUUUAAACUUUAAAUAGACAGGUCUGAGGGCCUGGACUUGUUUUUGCAUUUGACUUCAUUCUCUGAGGAGUUCAAUCACUUGGCGUGACUACUUCACUUCUUUCAAGAGAAACAGUGGUGCCCAGGCAACAUGGGUGACUGGAGUGCCUUAGGCAAACUCCUUGACAAGGUUCAAGCCUAUUCUACCGCUGGAGGGAAGGUGUGGCUGUCAGUCCUUUUCAUUUUCCGAAUCCUGCUACUGGGGACAGCAGUUGAGUCAGCCUGGGGUGAUGAGCAGUCUGCCUUUCGCUGUAACACUCAACAACCUGGUUGUGAAAACGUCUGCUAUGACAAAUCUUUCCCAAUCUCUCAUGUGCGUUUCUGGGUCCUGCAGAUCAUAUUUGUGUCUGUUCCCACACUCUUGUACCUGGCUCAUGUGUUCUACGUGAUGCGAAAGGAAGAGAAACUGAACAAGAAAGAGGAGGAACUCAAAGCCCAAACUGAUGAUAGGAAUUUGGAGAUGCACUUGAAGCAGAUUGAAAUAAAGAAGUUCAAGUAUGGCAUCGAAGAGCAUGGCAAGGUGAAAAUGCGAGGGGGUUUGCUGCGAACCUACAUCAUCAGUAUCCUCUUCAAGUCUGUCUUUGAGGUAGCCUUCUUGCUGAUCCAGUGGUACGUCUAUGGAUUCAGUUUGAGUGCUGUUUACACUUGUAAAAGAGAUCCCUGCCCGCAUCAGGUGGACUGCUUCCUUUCUCGUCCCACAGAGAAAACCAUCUUCAUCAUCUUCAUGCUGGUCGUGUCCUUGGUGUCUCUUGGCUUGAACAUCAUCGAACUCUUCUAUGUCUUCUUCAAGGGUGUUAAGGAUCGCGUGAAGGGAAAGAACGAUCCUUACCACACUACCAGCAGCCCACUGAACCAUGCCAAAGACUGUGGAUCUCCAAAAUAUGCUUAUUUCAAUGGCUGCUCCUCCCCAACCGCUCCCCUCUCACCCAUGUCUCCUCCCGGGUACAAGCUGGUUACCGGAGACAGAAACAAUUCUUCCUGCCGCAAUUACAACAAACAAGCAAGUGAGCAAAACUGGGCUAAUUACAGUGCAGAACAAAAUCGAAUGGGGCAGGCAGGAAGCACCAUCUCUAACUCCCACGCACAGCCUUUUGAUUUCCCUGAUGACCACCAGAAUUCUAAAAAGCUCGAUGCUGGCCAUGAACUACAGCCUCUAGCCAUUGUGGACCAGCGGCCUUCCAGCAGAGCCAGCAGUCGUGCCAGCAGCCGACCUCGGCCUGAUGACCUAGAGAUCUAGGUCCAGUCUUGAGAGCAUAAAGAUUCCACUCAGUUGUGGAGAAGAAAAAGGUGCUAUAGAAAGUGCACCUUAGGUGUUCAUUUUUUUUCCAGUGGAGGUGGUACUCAACAGCCUUGUCACGAGGCUUAGAAAACACAAAGACAUUAGAAUACCUGGUUCACUGGGGGUGUUAGGGAUAGGCAGGUGGAGAGGGAAGGGAUGAGAGAGGUACAUGUUGGUAUUUAAUGUAGUUGAUUCAAAGAACUUAAAUUUUAAAUAAAAGUUGCAUUAGGUGAUCCAUAGUUAAGGGCUUUUUCCUCCCCACACACCCUUAAGAAUACUUCUGUGUAUGUGAAAGACUGGGUGGGUGAUAUUUUUGGUUAAAUACUUUUUUGUUUUACCAAGAAACUGAAAUAACUUUGGCCAGGAGAAAAUACUUCCUGAACAUCCUACUUCUCUUUAUCAAGAAGAAGACAGAGGAUUGUCCUUAUGUCCCUGCUAAAACAUUCCAUUGUUAAAAUUUGCACUUUGAAGGUAAGCUUUAUAGGCCUGACCCUCCAGGUGUCAAUGGACUUGUGCUACUAUAUAUUUUAUUCUUGGUAUCAGUUAAAAGUUCAGACACGGCCCACAGAAGAAGACUUUCCAUGCAUUUGCAAAUCUCAGCCAGUUUUACGUACAUUCUUUUUUACAUCCACGUUAUUAUUACCAUCACUUUGCAUCAUUCCUCAACUACUAUUCACAUUCAUUUAAUGAUUUCUGUAGACAUUUAAAAAACAGUUGGGAUAUCACUUACCAUUUUUUGAGUUAAAGUCAGGGAAGCAAGCCAUGCUCAGUGUUUAACAAUCACUUGUAUGUGAAUGUGUGUGGAAGAGUGUGUUUUAUUUGUCAUGUAUUGGUACAAGCAGAUGCAGUAUAAACUCACAAACACAGAUUUGAAAAUAAUGCACACAUGGUGUUCAAAUUUGAACCUUUCUCAUGGAUUUUGUGGUGUGGGCCAAUAUGGUGUUUACAUUAUAUAAUUCCUGCUGUGCAAGUAAAGCACAUUUUUUUUUUCCCCUAAAAUGUUUUUUCUCCAUGUAUCCUAUUAUGGAUACUGGUUUUGUUAAUUAUGAUUCUUUUUUUUUUUCUUUUUUCUUUUUUUAGAAUAUAGCAGUAAUGCUAUUGCUGAAAUGAAUGAUUUUCUUUUUCUGAAAUAUAAUCAUUGAUGCUUGAAUGAUAGAAUUUUAGUACUGUAAACAAGCUUUAGUACUUAAUGUGAGAGACUUAGAAAAAAUGCUUAGAGUGGACUAUUAAGUGUGCCUAAAUGAAUUUUGCAGUAACUGGUAUUCUUGGUUUUGUCCUACUUAUGCACAUUAAUUCAGAACUUUUAUUCUAUCAUGAGUUUGACAGUCUUUUGGAGUAACCAGCAACUUUGAUGUUUGCACUAAGAUUUUAUUUGGAAUGCAAGAGAGGUUGAAAGAAGUUUCAAUAGUACACAUGUAACUAAUUUAUUUGAAAUCUAUCCUAAAGAAAUCUACCAGUUUCUUCAAAUGUCUUUUUAAAAUUCAUCACGGAUGAUUAGUGAAAAUGCAGAGUAUCAUACUUUUCUUCUUGCAUGUCAACUACGUAAGCAGUUUUGUACAAUGAGAAAUACUAAUUUGUUUGACAUUCCAUGUUAAACUACUGUCAUGUUCAGCUUCAUUGCAUGUAAUGUAGACCUAGUCCAUCUGAUCAUGUGUUCUGGAGAGUGUUCUUUAUUCAAUAAAGUUUUAAUUUAGUAUAAAGAUAGCCUUUAUAUCCCAUGUGAUUUUUUAAAACUUUUAUUGCAUCAAUUCACAAUUAUCAAAGACAUUUCCAUUGGUUAUGAGGAUAUGGGCAAAUAAGAUUCACAAGAUUCCAGAAUCUUUAAAAGGACAGUAUUUAUUAUUAGCUAGAUUCAGUGCAACAUUGAUGAACAUAUUUGGAUAUUUAUUCAACAGAGAAGGUAAAGUAUUAGAGUGUUGAAUUUGGAAUAUAAAAUUAAUGAGAUGUGUGAUAGAGUCUAAAGUGAGUAAUUUAGUAGAUCCAUACAUGACAGAAGUAAGCAUAAAAAGAUGAGGGUGCUAAAAUUUUAAAGCUAUAGGGCCUCCCAGAUAUAAAAGAAUAAUGCAGGGUUGGUUUGAGUAUGGUUAUGCUGUGUGACAAAAGAAUGAAAUAGAUCUAUGAUUCUAUUUUUCCAAGACAUUGUGAAAACACAGAAAAUAUGAAUUUUAAAAUUCUUAACACCCAAGAAAAAUUGAACCAUUCAUAGGGACAAGAACAAUUCUGGGCAACUGAUAGUAUUGCUGUAGUUUAAAAUAUAAAAUGUGUUAUCACUUUUAAGUCACAUUUCAACAAAUUUUUUUUUUUUCCACACCAUGUGGCAUUUGGGAUCUUAGUUCCCAGACCAGGGAUCAAACCCAUGCCCCCUGCAGUGGAAGCACGGAGUCUUAACCACUGACCGCCAGGGAAGUCCCAAAAGCUUUUAACUUACUAACAUUGUUUACAUGAACACAUCACAAAGCAAACCAGUAAAUGCCUGGAACAUAAAAAUAUUACUAGUUUAGAAAUAACCUAGUUCUGUUCAGUGGCUUCUUUUUUUUUUUUUUUAAUUAAUGAACAAAUGUUACAGGAUGUGCCUAAAGUCAAAGGAUUGUCUACUAACCAGUUUCUGAGUCAAUAUAAUUGGUAGUAUCAACAUGUCUUCAAGUAUUACCAUUUGUCUGGCUGAGAAUCUGAAGGGAGAGGCAAGUUUUCUCUGUGCAUGUAUGUGUUUGCAUUUACUACGGGGAAUAAAGAAAUGUGGUUUAUUUGAA